Rhododendron vialii is the source of this 1454-nucleotide messenger RNA. Its product is annotated as UDP-arabinopyranose mutase 1. Gene Ontology annotation, biological process: plant-type cell wall biogenesis; UDP-L-arabinose metabolic process. The record is from RefSeq and is a predicted model, not a curated record. The transcript is spliced from 4 exons. NCBI's taxonomy places the organism in Eukaryota, Viridiplantae, Streptophyta, Magnoliopsida, Ericales, Ericaceae. The coding region runs from base 175 to 1245 and encodes 356 amino acids. Gene Ontology annotation, cellular component: cytosol; Golgi apparatus. Gene Ontology annotation, molecular function: UDP-arabinopyranose mutase activity.
AGAAUUAAAGGCAGCCCAAAUACAGCGCUCCACGAAACUCUCCUUCAUUGAACCCCCCCUUCCACGCUCUCCCGCAUGUAACCCCUCCCUAUUUAUACCACCCAAACAACCCCCCAUCUCUCUUCACAUCUCAAAACCUCUCUCUCUCCUCAUCUCUCUCUCUCUCUCUCCACAAUGGCAGCCUCGACCCCCCUCCUGACCGACGAGCUCGACAUCGUGAUACCCACGAUCCGGAACCUCGACUUCCUCGAGAUGUGGAGGCCCUUCUUCCAGCCGUACCACCUGAUCAUCGUGCAGGACGGCGACCCCACCAAGACCAUCAGGGUGCCCGACGGUUUCGACUACGAGCUGUACAACCGUAACGACAUCAACAGGAUCCUGGGCCCCAAGGCCUCCUGCAUCUCGUUCAAGGACUCCGCUUGCCGCUGCUUCGGCUACAUGGUGUCCAAGAAGAAGUACAUCUUCACCAUUGACGACGAUUGCUUUGUUGCUAAAGACCCAUCUGGAAAAGACAUCAAUGCCCUUGAACAACACAUCAAGAACAUUCUCUCCCCAUCAACUCCCUCGUUCUUCAACACCCUUUAUGAUCCUUAUCGUGAGGGUGCAGAUUUUGUCCGUGGAUACCCUUUUAGCUUACGCGAGGGUGCUCCAACUGCUGUUUCUCAUGGCCUCUGGCUCAACAUCCCAGAUUAUGAUGCGCCAACGCAGCUUGUUAAGCCUCGCGAGAGGAACACUAGGUAUGUGGAUGCGGUUAUGACAAUACCAAAGGGCACCCUGUUCCCUAUGUGCGGUAUGAAUCUGACAUUCGACCGUGAUCUUAUUGGCCCUGCUAUGUACUUUGGUCUCAUGGGUGAUGGCCAGCCAAUUGGUCGCUACGACGAUAUGUGGGCUGGCUGGUGUGUUAAGGUGAUAUGUGACCAUUUGGGAUUGGGAGUUAAGACUGGGCUGCCCUACAUUUGGCACAGCAAAGCAAGCAACCCGUUCGUGAACCUGAAGAAAGAAUACAAAGGCAUUUUCUGGCAAGAAGAAAUCAUCCCAUUUUUCCAAGCUGCUACCCUUUCCAAGGACUGCACAACCGUCCAACAGUGCUACAUUGAACUGUCGAAGCAGGUCAAGGAAAAGCUCGGGAAAGUGGACGAAUACUUCGUCAAGCUAUCUGAUGCCAUGGUCACAUGGAUUGAAGCUUGGGAUGAGCUUAACCCGCCAACCAAGAGUUCUGCUAAACUUGCAAACGGUUCUGCCUAAAGAAAAUUUUGAGUACUGGUGACUUCAUUUUUUUCUUACAGUUAUUACGAGAAUAAACAGUCUUUAAAUAUUGUCUUUACUUAAAACUAUAUUCUUAGUUUUCCCUGAUCCAUUAUUGGGUCUGAAAAUUGAGGGAUGUAGUAUUAUCUUACUUUGUUUCAGUUUUUGAGCUUUAGAACAAUAAAUGAUAGUUCAUUUAGUUUUGGUUA